Molecule: messenger RNA, 3085 nt
Organism: Sturnus vulgaris (Common starling)
Lineage: Eukaryota; Metazoa; Chordata; Aves; Passeriformes; Sturnidae
Gene: LACTB2
Product: lactamase beta 2
Cellular component (GO): mitochondrial matrix
Molecular function (GO): single-stranded RNA binding; RNA endonuclease activity
Source: RefSeq, a predicted model, not a curated record
CGUCCUCCCGUCCCGGGUCCGUCGUGAGGGGAGCGGAGCCGGCAGCCCUGGAGCGCUCGCUGCAGAGAUGGUGUCGCUGCUGCCGCGCAUCGAACGGCUCUCGUCGCGGGUGGUGCGGGUGCUGGGCUGCAACCCGGGGCCCAUGACCCUACAGGGCACCAACACCUACCUGGUGGGCACCGGGCACAGAAGAGUCCUUAUUGACACCGGGGAGCCAGCUAUUCCUGAGUAUAUCAGCUGUUUAAAGCAGGCACUGUCAGAGUUCAACAUCGCGAUUCAAGAAAUUUUAGUGACACACUGGCAUCGUGAUCAUACUGGUGGAAUACCUGAUAUCUGCAAAAAUAUCCCAAAUGACUCGGAAUAUCGCAUAUGUAAGCUCCCUCGUGUCCCUCACUGUGAAGAAACAAUAGAAGGGGGACAUAAAUAUUUUUAUCUUAAAGAUGGAGAUGUGAUACAGACAGAGGGAGCCACACUCAGAGUUUUAUAUACACCAGGACACACUGAUGAUCAUAUGGUUUUACAUCUAGAAGAAGAAAAUGCUGUAUUUUCUGGUGACUGUAUUUUAGGGGAAGGAACAACAGUAAUAGAAGACCUGUCUGAUUACAUGAAAACCUUGAAAAAAUUGUUAGAAAUGAAACCAGAUUUGAUUUAUCCAGGUCAUGGCCCAGUAGUACGUGAUGCAAAUACUAGAAUUCAGAACUACAUUUCUCACCGACUUGCACGUGAACAGCAAAUUCUAAAUGUUUUCCAGAAGAAUACUGGGAAAUCAUAUACAUCCUCGGAGCUUGUAAAGCUAGUAUACAAGGAAAUCCCUGAAAAUUUACUUCUAGCAGCAGAACAUAACCUCCUAGUCCACUUGAAGAAGCUGGAAAAAGAAGGACAAGUGUUACGUGAUGAAACUCCCAGCUUCAGAUGGAAAAACAAUUUAUAAAUUAGGCAAGAUUGUUCAGGAAUGUAUUUAAUCUGCAUGGUCGCUGUAUGAAAAAUCAUAACGAUAAGCUGGGACUAUAUGUAAAAUAAAAACGAACUUUUACUUAUUUUUUUAAAAAGUGGUAACGAUUUUAAAGCAAUGUUACAGUAAGUUAACAUGUUUUUCACAUUCUACUUCACUGAAAUUUUUAAAAUACUCUGAGUACUGAGUUAAUAAUAUGGAAUGAUUGCGAAGAACUGAAUCUUACCUUUGUUAUAAAAUGCUGAGUAUUACCAUUGGUGGCAAAAGACAAAUAGCAAGGUCUUAUAAACUUAAUAUUAUCUUAAACCAAUAUUAUAAACCUAAUAAAUCACAUACAUAAAAGAACUCUCUAGUAAAAAAACCAGAAAAUAUGUUAUUCUAAAUCUGGUUUCACCUGCUUGUGCUUCUCAAAAAGUGAUUUUCUAGUAAGUUAUCUGUACAUUCUAAAAAAACAAGUUGUUUUUGCUAACAGGUGUAAAUACUAUGUUCCUUUUCUAAUUCAACAGACUGUACUCAUCUUUGCUGGUUGCUUAGUGCAAUAGAUCUUAACAAACACUGAAAGUAAUUUCAGGCUUUUGUUUUUUUUCGUGGAAACACAAUUUCUAUGGAAUUCAUUCAAAGGAUUCAUUAAUUUUAACUAAUGAGUGUCAAAAAAUGCACAGCGUUGGAGCAGACUCUUAAAUUCUUUAUAAGAUUCUGCAAGAAUGUGAUUAAAAAGCUGUAUAAAUUGAGAUAUGUAUUACAUGCCAUAUGAAGUUAACCUUGUCUGUGACAUCAUGACUAACAAUUAAGUUCUGCUGUUAAUCCAUUUAAAGUAGAAAUAUUUUAACUAAAAGGUUGUAUUUGGUUGUAAGAUACUGUAUAGUGUAUUAAAAUACAUUUGGAGAUUAAAUUAAAGUGCAAGUUAAUUUCUCUGUGAACCUUAUACUUGCAGAAUAGUAUAUAAAUAUUUGCAUUACUUUGUGUAUUCAAAGUGUGUGACAUUUGAUGAUAUAUACAUUUCUAAUCAUAUUACUCAGCCUUAAAAAAAAAAGCAGAUCUGAGAUGAUGAAAAUAUCAAGGACAAAUAUAUGUCCUUGAAAACUUUUCACCAUUCAAUCCUGUACCCUCAUUUUUGAAACUUGCAUAUAUGUUUGAGUACUUAAGGCACGUCUUAAUAAUUGACAUUUCAUGAACCUGAUGGCAUUUGUUCUGAUAAGCUGAGACAAAUCCAAAACCAAAACACUCACAGGAAUAGCAACCUAAAACUGAAAUCAUAUUCUGAAGUAGUAGGCAGACCCCUGAAGAAGGGAAAUAAUCACUUUCUGCUAAAAUGAUGCUUCUUGCAAACUUCAUUGAUCUAAAAUUUGACCAAAUCAGGACACAGGCUCACUUAAUUUUUUUCUGCAGUGGCAUUUUGAGGUCUUUCUCAGGUCUCCUAGGUUUCCUUUCUAUUGUAUUUUCUAUUUACUUUUAUUUUUCCAGACACUUUUUAUCUCUUCUUCCCACAAACUUUUUUUCUUCAAUUCCUUUUGGAAUAAUUACUCAGUUUUCAAAUUGACUUCUUUCCAUUAAUAAUUAGUUUUCCUGUAGCUAUUCCAUGAAUUUAUAGUUACCUUUUCCGUUGUUAGGGAUAAAAAUGUAAUUAUCACUGCUUUUUUGAAAAAGAUAAAAAGAUAAUUCACAUGCUCUGAAUGGUGUCAUUUUGCUUCAAGAAAACAGAAAUAUCAGUGAAACAACAGUUUUCUGUCAUGAGGUCUGAGAACCUAAGACAGCAGGAAACUGUUAUGAAGAGGUGAUGUCUCUUUACCUUUCUGAGCUAAAGAAAAAAUCUAAUGUCAUUUAACAACUUUCUUCUGUUUUACUAUAAUUUUUUUAAUACAUGGAAAUGACUUUAGAAUGGACUUAAAGAAUUGUUGGAACUUGCAGGCAGUGAAGAAAGCAAGAGGAUACUCAAAUAGAAAACUCCAUGUUCGGUACUGUGCUGCAGCAACUGCCUGACAUCUUUUUUAAAAAUAACAAGCAAGGAAAAAGGCUAUUUAACCAGACAAGUCAUUAAUGAUCGUGUAUGGUGUCUUUGGAAUAUUAAGAGCAGAAAUUGCACUGUUACUAACAUGUAUAUAUAAUAAAGUAUACUUUGCUAUGGCAUCUUGG